Pocillopora verrucosa is the source of this 1705-nucleotide messenger RNA. NCBI's taxonomy places the organism in Eukaryota, Metazoa, Cnidaria, Anthozoa, Scleractinia, Pocilloporidae. The record is from RefSeq and is a predicted model, not a curated record.
GGCAGAUAGAUCUCUUUCUUAAAAGGAAAACAGAGAGGUUUUUCUCUGCUUGUUUGUUCUUCACACCUUCUUGAUGUUGUCUUUUAUUCCUCAGGUAUUUCUUGCACUUUCAACAUUCAGUGCUGGUAGGGGUAUUAAAGGCCAGUGCCCAGAUUGCAUUGAGGAAGGAUAUAUCAAGAUCAUAGAUCCUAGAACUGGCAAGUGUGAAGGAUGCUGGCCUUGUCCCGAAUGUCAGGAGGGUGCAGGUUCCUCUGUUCAGUGUGGAUCAACUGUACCAAAGGGAACAGACAUUCACUGUGUUUCUUGCACCAUGGGCAUAAACUUCUCUAACAGCCUAAGUAUUGAAAAGUGCAAACCUUGUGGAGUCUGUUCAGGGAAGCACAAGCAUGUCUCAGCUGAAUGUACCCCAUCUAGUGAUGUGCAAUGUGAAUGUGACAAUGGAUUUUAUCAAAACAAAACAACCCAUGAAUGUCAGUCAUGUGAUUCCUGUUGCUUCACAGAUGCUGAUGAUGACAUCAUUGAAAAAUGUCAGAAAGAUGCAGAAAUCAAAGAGGAUGAACAAUCCAUGUUCAGCCCCUCUACAGUCAUUGCAACAUCCUCAUCUUUAUUCAAAUCAAUCAAGAUCCAUACAGCUAUAACUCCUUUUCUUCAAGGCCUCACUAGUAUUUUAGUUCCUUCAAGGACCCAGCCAAUCCAAUCUUCAUCAACAAGUGUUUCAUCUGCAAAUCAAAAGCAUGAUGUGGUACCUACAGAAAGUGUGAUCAUUAUGCCUGUACACAAAACAGUACAUGAACAUGGUGAAAGCAUGAGGUGGAUCAAAGGAAUGGCAUACAUUCUGGGUGUUUUUAUUUUCAUCAUACUCUGUUGUUUUUUAAUCUACCUGUUUAAAAAGGUAAGGAAAAACAGACAAAGCAGAAGUGUACAAGUAGUCGAAUUUUCUCCUUUAAAUCAGAGUGAAGAAGACAGCCCUGAUACAAGAAGAAAGAUUAAUGGGCACUGCACCCAUGGUACUGAUGGAUCAAGAAGAAAUUCAAAUACAGUUUACUGUAAUAAAGAUCAUGAGGUUGUAACAGGAGAUCAGUUUGAGAACAUGGCUGAGAAAGACUCAGUUCAGAAAGGAAUUCCAUCAUCCCUUGAUGAUAAACCUUCAAAUUCCACAGAUAAAGUUGCUAAUAUGCAAGGGGAAAACCAUAGAGCAGGCUGUAACUUAAUUCCACCUCUUCAACCUGUGAAGGAUAACCUUGGGUAUUCAACCUACAUAACAGAUGUACCUCCACCUAUCAUCGGUGAAAUGUGCAUGCUACUUGACAUUGAAAGAGUCACAGAUGAGAAUGAUUAUAGAAUGCUGGGAUAUGAACUUGGCCUUAAAUCAUCAGAGAUCACCUCAAUCAAACAAAAAAGUAACAACCCAUCGCGUGUGCUACUAAUGGAAAAGUUUGCAAGCAAGCCAAACUCUGGAACACUUAAUCACCUCAAAUCCUUAUUAACAAAACUUGAGCGACAUGAUGUGAUUCAGGUUAUAGAUGAAUGGGUGCAAAAUCAAACAUUGCCCACAAAUUAGAAAUUGGUCUGUAGAUGAUUGAAGUUCACUUAACCCUCUUAAACUCCCAGAAGUGAUUAACAUGAAAUUUCCUCCUGUCAUAUCCAUACAUUAUCCAGCAAACAGGUAAUGAGAAAAUUCAAACUCAUCAGGUAGAAGUUUUAU